Apus apus (common swift) is the source of this 3374-nucleotide messenger RNA. RefSeq names its product G-protein coupled receptor 83-like. Gene Ontology annotation, molecular function: neuropeptide Y receptor activity. NCBI's taxonomy places the organism in Eukaryota, Metazoa, Chordata, Aves, Apodiformes, Apodidae. Gene Ontology annotation, biological process: neuropeptide signaling pathway. Bases 254 to 1492 code for a protein of 412 amino acids. The record is from RefSeq and is a predicted model, not a curated record. The transcript has 7 exons. Gene Ontology annotation, cellular component: membrane.
CCGGGCACCGGGAGCGGCGGAGCCGCCGCUGCCCCCGGGACGGGAGCGGCCGGUGGCGGGGGAAAAGAACCAGUGUUUUUGAAGUACAGGAUGAAAGCACGAACAGUGCAGCCUUCUAUGGAACUUGGAUAAAAAAUGGACUUGGGUGUUUGCAAUGGCAACUGCAUCUUCACCAGCUUCCUAGAGAGCCAAGCAGCUGAAGCUAAUGGAUCAUUUGCCAUGUCAUCUGAGUGAAGACUCAGGUUAACCCACCAUGUCUCACCAGCUGCUUCAGUCAUACAGGUUACAGACGAUGGGGUUUCUUAAGGAGUUUGAUCAUUACUCUUCCUUGGCCAAACUCAUGUCAAUCUACCAAGCAACCAACAGGACCACCUUCAACUGGACAGACAGCCGCAUUGUUGAGUGGGAAAAAUUUGCUGAGCUGGCUAAAUACGAGCCAGAAUCCCAGAAACCAACAGUGAAAGCUCUCCUAAUCAUGGCAUACUCAGUCAUUAUAAUCAUGUCCCUCUUUGGGAACAUGCUGGUGUGCCAUGUGGUGCUGAAGAACAAGCGAAUGCACUCGGCCACCAGCCUUUUCAUUGUCAACUUGGCUGUGUCUGACAUUAUGAUCACACUGCUCAACACGCCUUUUACCCUGGUUCGCUUUGUGAACAGCACGUGGGUUUUUGGAAAGGCCAUGUGCCACGUCAGCCGCUUCGUGCAGUACUGCUCCCUCCACGUCUCCACACUGACCCUGAUGGCCAUCGCCCUGGACAGGCACCAGGUCAUCCUGAACCCCCUGAAGCAGAGGAUGUCCCUAACAAAGGGAGCGCUGAGCAUCUCUGUUAUCUGGCUGAUGGCAACCUGCUUCUCUCUGCCCCAUGCCAUCUACCAGAAGCUUUUCCAGUACAACUACAGGGAAGCCACUGUCCGGAGUUUGUGCCUCCCCGAUUUUCCCGAGCCUGCAGAGCUGGUCUGGAAGUAUCUGGACCUGUCUACCUUUCUCCUGCUUUACCUCCUGCCUCUGCUAGUCAUCACUGUCACCUACACUCGCCUGGCCAAGAAGCUGUGGCUCCGCAAUGCCAUAGGAGACGUCACCACGCAGCAGUACAUCACCCACCGCAGGAACAAGAAGAAGAGCAUCAAGAUGCUGAUGCUGGUGGUGGUGGUCUUUGCUGUCUGCUGGUUCCCUCUCAACUGCUACGUGGUGCUAAUCUCCAGCCUGGGCAUCAAGACAAAGAACUCCCUCUAUUUUGCCCUGCACUGGUUUGCAAUGAGCAGCACCUGCUACAACCCUUUCAUCUACUGCUGGCUGAACGAGAGCUUCCGCUCAGAGCUCAAGUCCCUGCUCUGCAUGUGCCAGAAGCUGCCUCAGCCCCAGGACCAUGCACUGCCACCCAUGGCCUCGUCCUGCCGUGAGGCGUGGAUGGAGCAGGCCAGGUUCAGGAAGGGACCUGCCACGCAGACCCUCUGCUCCACUGCACACAUCCAGAUGGCCACCACGGAGUUGUGAGCCCAAGAGCUGAGUGGGAUGGAACAGGAGAGAAAGGAGGGAAGGUCCUCACUUCCAGGUCACUUGGCCCCUCUUGGCCACUUCCCUGCACCUGAGGGGUACACUGCAGCAUCUGCAUAAGGAGAAGAGAACACAGCAUCACGAGUAGCAGCAGAAAUGGAUGAACACACAGUCCCUGAGGCACUUCACUUGGACACUGACAAUGAUUUGAAUAUGGGAAAUUAGGGCAGCCUGCUGCUGGGUGCAGGCACCCUCUCUCUGUGUAGGGCAGGGUCUGUUUUCAGUCAAAAAACAUCAUGGUGAGUUUUAAAAAAUGUUAACAAUUUCUCUAAUCAAUGAGCAUCACCUUAUUUAAAUAUUACAGAGAAUCUAUUUGCCUUUUUGCUGCUCCUCACUCCUCAUCAACUUUAAGUGACCCUCGAACUACUGUGUAUUCCACUUUAUUAAAAUAUUAUUUAUUCCCUGUGGAGAGGUGGAUGGCAGUGUGGAGUUUUAGUUGCUGCUAUGGAAAUGUGGCAGCUGGUUUCCACUCAAAUAUCUUAGAAGUUUAAGAGACUUUUUCCCAAAGAUUGCAAAGGCCCAGCAUCUUUCAUCCUUUGGUUGCUGUAGCACAAGUUUUAGCAGGAGCUGAGGAUGUAAAUGAGAUGCAGUUGUAAGGUGCAGUGAAUGGGCUUCUCCCAGCAACUGGAAAGUUUCCUUUGAGAGUGGAAAAGUGAAUAAUGGCAGCCUGGGGGCAACCCAGGAGGUGGCCAUGAAGAGCCUGGGAGGUGCUGUGUUGGAUGGGCACAGAAAGGAAAGAAGUCCUGCAAGGUCCUGCUUCAAAAGGAUGAACUGGAAAAAGUCACCCCCCAACUCCUCAGAGUCCAGAACAGGGAUGAAAAAUAAGCAGGAGAGUUCAGCAACGGUUGGGUAAAGUGUGGGGUCACCCAGGAUGUGGCUGGGGGGCAGGAGGGACAGUCCCCUGGCACCAAGCUUCCCCACAUGGUGCUUGUUCUGGAUCUGGAGGACUUGAUCCGGGCUGUUGACAGACAACAAGCUCUCUCCCUUCAGAGGGCAAGUUUUAACUCACUGUUUGCCAGUAGGUGACAGGAUUCAUGCCAAGUAAUAAUAAUUGAAAAAGUCUACCCACCUCUGCCAUGCAGUAGCAGAAGGUGCUAAGGGAGCCGUGAGAGCAGCACCCACCUGUUAAUGAGGCAGACAGAGAGUUUGGUCACUAUAAUUCAUGGGCUGAUUUGCUUUUAACAGUUUUCAACUGAUUCAGACAGAUACUAAUGAAAAACACCACAGGUGUCGCCCAAAACGCAGGCAGGGUUUAACAGGAACACUCACCUCGAGUUUCACCCUUGUGCUGGUUUGGUUUGGUGGGUUUUUUGGUACUGGGGGAAGGGCCCCAGGGGUGGCUCUGGUGAGAAGCUGCCCCUGCUCCAAACCAGCCAAGGAGCCAUUAGAGGGACAAUAGAUGAACCUCUGCCAUUAACAUACGAAAGGACUGAUAAGAUCUGAGCAGAGCCAGGAGUUAAGAGCUGGGCUGUAGGAGCAGAGCGGUGCUGGUGGUUGGUGAGGAAGAAGGUGCCCGAGCAGCAGUUUCCCUGCAGCCCAUGGCGAGAUGGCAGCUGUGCCCCUGCACUCAUGGAGGAACAUGGUGGAACAUUCCCUGAAGGCGCCAGGAGGGGGGAACUUGGCCAGUGGGCUUGGGUUUUGUGGCCAGUGGGCUGGGAUGGUGCAGCUGUGGAAGCCCCCGGGCAGGGGAGGUGCCUGUUCCCGACCAGCCCGUGACUCUGCGGGCAGCGCUGGAGCAGCUCCGGGGCUGGUGGGAAGGGCUGAUGGAGCAGAGGUUGGUGGAGGACUCUGCCAUGGGAGGGACCCGUGGGGAAGCAGGGCA